Messenger RNA from Mus pahari (shrew mouse), 1471 nucleotides. RefSeq names its product rho GTPase-activating protein 42-like. Gene Ontology annotation, biological process: signal transduction. Gene Ontology annotation, molecular function: protein binding; GTPase activator activity. Lineage: Eukaryota; Metazoa; Chordata; Mammalia; Rodentia; Muridae. The record is from RefSeq and is a predicted model, not a curated record.
AUGGGCAAAAUUGGCAUGGUCCUUACCCUCAUCACAGGUUCUACUGCAUCAAAGGAAGCAGACUUUCCUGUUCCUCAUGAGGAGCUGAUGGAGCCUUGUCACACCUGCAAAGAGAAUGUGCUUUCUCCUUUUCUUUCUCUACAAUACAGGUUCUAUCCCCAGAAUGUGAGGAAUGAACUGUCAGUUAAGAAGCACUGUCCGGUACAGCUGAGUCUGGCGUUCAUCAGAGAGUGGAGCAAGGAUUUCAUCAUUGCGGUCAAGUCCGACGACCAAAACUACAGGGUGGAGGCCGACCAUGCACUGGUGCACAAAUUGCCAGAGAAAAACAGAGAGAGGCUGAACAUCUUGAUAAAACACCUUCUCAAAGUAUCACGACAUAGCCACCAAAAUCUCAUGACCAUCUCAAAUCUCGGUGUCAUAUUUGGUCCAACCCUGAUGAGAGCACAGGAGGAAACUGUGGCUGCCAUGAUGAACAUCAAAUUUCAGAACAUAGUGGUGGAAAUCCUAAUUGAGCACUAUGAGAUUUUUCAUACUGCCCCAGACCCAAACAUUCCUCUUCCUCAGCCUCAGUCUCGAUCUGGAUCCCGAAGGACCCAUGCCAUCUGCCUGUCCACAGGUUCUCGGAAGCCCAGAGGGACGUACACGCCGUGCCUGGCAGAGCCUGAUAGUGACUCCUACAGCAGCAGCCCAGACAGCACUCCCAUGGGCAGCAUAGAGUCGUUCUCUUCCCACUCCUCUGAACAAAACAGCACCACAAAGUCCACUGCCUGCCAGCCCAGGGAGAAGUCAGGAGGGAUUCCCUGGAUCGCAACUCCACCAUCUUCCAAUGGACAAAAAAGUCAGGGUCUCUGGACAACUAGUCCAGAAUCAAGUUCUCGAGAAGAUGCAAUCAAAACAGAUGUUGAGUCAGAUUGCCAGAGUGUGGCCUCCAUCACCAGCCCGGUAAAUGUCUCUCCCCUCAUAGACCUAGUCAAAAGGCCCUAUGGGCUCUCAGGACUGAAAAGAUCAUCUGCUUCUGCUUCUUCCUCUCUCAGAUCCAUCUCUGCGGCUGAAGGAAACAAGAGCUACAGUGGAUCCAUUCAAAGCUUAACUUCUAUAGGCUCCGAAGAGUCACCCAAAGCCACACCAAACCCAGAGCUACCUCCAGAAAUGUGCCGGAGGUUAAGGCUUCACACUGCCUCCAGCAAUGGCUCAGUAGUGGCAGCAAAGGCUCAACUAUUUGAAAAUGCUGAGUCACUCAAGCCAGUUUCUUCUGGAUGCCAAGCCAAAGCCAUGUACUCUUGCAAAGCAGAGCACAGCCAUGAGCUGUCCUUCCCCCAGGGGGCCAUUUUUUCCAAUGUACACCCGUUGGUGGAGCCAGGGUGGCUAAAGGCAACUUAUGAAGGCAAAACAGGACUAGUCCCUGAAAACUACGUUGUCUUCCUCUAAUAGCAUUAGUGGAUGGCAGUAUCUUCAUGGUAUCCAUGGUAAC